This is a messenger RNA of Telopea speciosissima, 724 nucleotides long. Its product is annotated as actin-related protein 2/3 complex subunit 4. The transcript has 8 exons. The coding region runs from base 61 to 570 and encodes 169 amino acids. Gene Ontology annotation, cellular component: actin cytoskeleton; Arp2/3 protein complex. Gene Ontology annotation, molecular function: actin filament binding. NCBI's taxonomy places the organism in Eukaryota, Viridiplantae, Streptophyta, Magnoliopsida, Proteales, Proteaceae. The record is from RefSeq and is a predicted model, not a curated record. Gene Ontology annotation, biological process: Arp2/3 complex-mediated actin nucleation; actin filament polymerization.
GUCGGCUUCACUUCUACAGCACUGUACGCUAUUGUCGAACUUUCUCAAAUUCCUCCUUAAAUGGCGAACACAUUGAGAUCGUACUUGGCAUGUAUAAGAAACACUCUAGAGGCUGCCAUGUGCUUGCAGAACUUUCCCUGUCAAGAAGUUGAAAGGCACAACAAGCCAGAAGUUGAGCUGAAGACCAGCCCGGAACUUUUGCUGAAUCCUGUAUUGAUCUGUCGUAACGAGGCUGAGAAAUGCUUGAUAGAGACAUCCAUCAAUUCCCUUCGCAUAAGCAUUAAGGUAAAGCAGGCAGAUGAACUUGAAAAUAUACUAACCAGAAAAUUCCUUAGAUUUUUGUCAAUGAGGGCAGAGGCAUUCCAGGUAUUGAGGAGAAAACCAGUUCAGGGUUAUGACAUUAGCUUUCUUAUCACCAACUAUCAUUGCGAGGACAUGCAAAAGCACAAACUUAUAGAUUUUAUUGUGCAGUUCAUGGAGGAUAUUGAUAAAGAGAUUAGUGAAUUGAAAAUGUCUGUCAAUACACGGGGAAGACUUGUGGCGACAGAGUUCUUGAAGCAGUUCAUCUGAUACUUAAAAAAUGGUCAUUUGCAAUGAUGUUCUUUAGGGUGAGAACAAUGUAGCAGCUGUAGCUAUGAAGAGGACUAACACAUGUGCAUGUAUCUCAGGAACUCAGUUCUUAAAAUUAUUUACCAUUUUUAUAAUGAAUUUAUAUUCUUCAUCC